Lutra lutra (Eurasian river otter) is the source of this 3244-nucleotide messenger RNA. RefSeq names its product lin-7 homolog A, crumbs cell polarity complex component (gene LIN7A). Gene Ontology annotation, biological process: protein localization to basolateral plasma membrane; neurotransmitter secretion; maintenance of epithelial cell apical/basal polarity. Lineage: Eukaryota; Metazoa; Chordata; Mammalia; Carnivora; Mustelidae. Gene Ontology annotation, cellular component: basolateral plasma membrane; MPP7-DLG1-LIN7 complex; synapse. The record is from RefSeq and is a predicted model, not a curated record. The transcript has 6 exons. Gene Ontology annotation, molecular function: L27 domain binding. Bases 529 to 1230 code for a protein of 233 amino acids.
UUAACAGCAACUAUAAUGAAAUCCUGAUAUUUCUGAACUAGAAGCGUUUUCUAAGGGAUGGGAUUACUGGGUUGACAAUUUCUCUUAAUCUGAAAAAAAAAAAAAUCCAUCUUCCUUCUUCCCUCCCUCCCUCCCUCCCCCCAUCCCCUUUCAGUCUUCUUCCAUCCCGAGAGACGCACGAAGACUCUGACCGUUUUUAUUUGAGUGGAAAGUUGAAAGAGAGCAACACACCGGCUGCACCCAUCCAGCGCUCCUUGGGGUGGAAUAGCAAAGUUCUAGGGCACAGCCUUCCUGCCCGGAGCCGGCGAGGCAGCCGCUCUCCGCUACCUGCUCAGCUUCACGCCGCCUCUGAAGGUCCGCCCGCCGCGGAACAGUUGCGUCUCCAUCUGGCUGCCAACCCACCCAAGCUUUCUUCUCCUCCACCACCACCACCUUCCCUCCUUCCCCCCUCCUCCCCCUCCUUUCCGUCUUCCCUCUCCACCCCCGCCCCCAAUCUCCUCCUCUUUUUCUCACUACAAGCGGUUGCUGAUGCUGAAGCCGAGCGUCACUUCGGCUCCCACGGCAGACAUGGCGACAUUGACAGUGGUCCAGCCGCUCACUCUGGACAGAGAUGUUGCCAGAGCAAUUGAAUUACUGGAAAAACUACAGGAAUCUGGAGAAGUACCAGUGCACAAGCUACAAUCCCUCAAAAAAGUGCUUCAGAGUGAGUUUUGUACUGCUAUUCGAGAGGUGUAUCAAUACAUGCAUGAAACGAUCACUGUUAAUGGCUGUCCUGAAUUCCGUGCCAGGGCCACAGCAAAGGCAACAGUUGCAGCUUUUGCAGCUAGUGAAGGCCACUCCCACCCUCGGGUAGUCGAACUGCCAAAGACUGAUGAAGGCCUUGGUUUUAACGUGAUGGGAGGAAAGGAGCAAAAUUCCCCCAUUUAUAUCUCUCGCAUCAUUCCUGGAGGGGUGGCCGAAAGACACGGAGGCCUCAAAAGGGGAGACCAGCUGCUAUCAGUGAACGGAGUGAGCGUGGAAGGGGAGCACCACGAGAAAGCGGUGGAGCUGCUCAAGGCUGCUAAAGACAGCGUCAAGCUGGUGGUCCGCUACACCCCCAAAGUCCUGGAAGAAAUGGAGGCGCGCUUCGAGAAGCUCCGCACGGCCCGGCGCCGGCAGCAGCAGCAGCUGCUCAUUCAGCAGCAGCAACAGCAGCAGCAGCAGCAAACACAGCAGAACCACAUGUCCUAGGUCCUUAAAGAGAAGCUACCUGAUUGAAGAUCUGAUAGUCACAAAUUCGAAACCGGGCUUCCGAAUCCCAGCACAUAGUAAAAGGAAGAGACCACAUUGAUAAUUAUACCUGUCAAGAAGCUGUGAACACGUGGUGUAUGAAUUCUUUACCAAGGCGACUCGACACCGUCUUUCUCUGGGGCUGAAUCCCACUGCUCACGCACUCUUUACACACACAGACCUUCCAUUCGCUGCAGUGGGAAUUCUCAGUGUGUAAAGGGAGAGGUUUUCCAGUCUGCAGACUGAAGUUGUACAAGAAGAAUCAAGUCCAUGACUUUCAGAUAAAUCACCAGGCCAAGACAAAGUGAAUCUUUGGUCUAUAGCUUUUCCAGAGAUGAACGAAACCCUCAUUAGGCUAUAUUUCAAACUGUAUCAGUUCAAGGUUGUUAUCACUUACAAGAAACCUACGCAGGGUACCCAUACCCUGACCUUGUCCACAUCCAUAUUGCUGAAUUGUCCGAAAUAGAAUUCCAGUUAAUUGCAAAUUUAGCAUUUAUCCAUCUCCCUCUUCAAAAUGGCAAGUUGUGCUAUUGAUACUCUCUUCAGGUUCUAGAAGCAACUGGCUUUUUAUUUUCUGUCUGCAUGAAUUUAAUUAUGCAUUAAUGGAGUGCAACAAUUUUUGCCCAACUUUUGAUUUGCUAGAGGCAAGGGAAGACAACUCUCAUAGGGUAUUUUUUUUUAAAUUUAAGUAUUGCUUUUAUCUAUGAUUAUUAAUUCUAACAGAAUAUAAUGUAUAUUUAUUCCACACAAUAUAUAUUAUCAGAGUGUAUUUGCUACAAACUGAGGUAUUCUCUUACCAAAUGUUACCAAUCUGGUAAGACAACACUAGCAACAGACCUAGCUUUUGGUUAAGUUUUAUAUUUUUUGAUUGAUAAACUCUGGAGAAAUCUAAACUCUUUCUACCUAUACCGAUACGUCGUUAUAGAAAUUUAUUUAAUAUUUUAAAGCUGAGAGCUUUACAAAGCUCAAUUAUGAUAUGUGUUCAUAUAUAUAUAUAUACACACAAAUACAUAUGUCACACAAUGUUUAGAUCAGUUUCCCCAAAGAUAAACUGGACAUUUUUGGCAAUCUAAGACCAAAAGUAUUACUCCUUUUAAAAUUAUGCAGCUGUAAACCAGGAUAUAAUAUUGUAAAUGAAAAGAAGCUGUUCCUUCUAGAGGGAAAAAAAAAGCCUCGUUCAUUACACAUAUUCAUGUAGGAAAAUAGACAAGGAGAUACAUCUUUCAGGAAGUAUCAGUUGCUGGAAAAUGAUCUGUUAGGAGCCCCCUAUACAGAUCAUCCCUUUUGACUUAUGAUAAAUCUAAGCACAUAAAUUGACUUUACUCAAUGGAAUGAAUAGGAAGCAAUAAUCAUUUAGGCACUUAAAUAACUUAGGCACAAAAAUGUACCUGAAAAAAGAAUAAAUGUUUCAGCUGAAACAUUCUAGAAAGAGCGUUGAAACUGAGACAAAUAUUUGGAUGUUCCCUUUUCUCAAAUGCAGAAAUUGAUUCCCCAACAUAAAGUUUACAUUUCAGAUAGUUUACAUUUCAGAUACAUUUCCCCAAAUUAGAAAUCGAUGAAGCUCUGUUCAAGAGCUAUUGCUUGAAAACAAGAUAAAACCAGUCAGAAUAAAAUAAAACCACACAUUUUCUUUUGCCCUGCCAAGGGGUAGUAUUGUCAAUACCAAGUUCUGCCUGUUCUUCACAACACAUCACCCAGCAGAGAGCAAAGAGCGAGGAAGCUAGGAGCUACACCAAUUUCAACAACCUUCUUGUAAACAUAUCAUUUUUUACUGGAGAAAACGGGGGUGGGGGAGGGGAGGGAGGGCAAAGGGAGGGAGGACCCUGAAUGUUAUGUAAAAUAGGUUUACAAAAGAGAUAAGCAUGACUAAAGGGAAUGAAUGGAGACUACGCGUGAGUAUUACUCAGUUUGAAAGAGGUAGUUCUCAUUUUUAUAAGAAAAAUUUAAUAAAACAUAUAUUUUAGUUAUCAUUUAA